ACCAAACGCCUCUUCCUUUUGGUUGAAACUCUGGGUACGCCUCCUUCCUCUGGAAAUCGAACCAGUCUCUCAGUCCUUCAAGAAAUCGAAUCGAACCAGGUCCUCAGAGAAAUCGAACCAGUCCUUCAAGAAAUCAAAUCGAAUCGAACCAGUUCCUCCAACAGAAAUUGAAAUCGAAAUCUCCAUCCACCACCGAAUCGACCUUCUUCCUCACGUUGUCCAAACACCCACUGGAAACUCUUACUUCCAAUUACAAACCUUAGUGCGUGGAUCCGGACAUCCCUUUUCUCGGCCGAUUCCCCUCACUGCUCCAUCCUCCGGUGAUCCCGACUCUCGCCCCCCUCCGGCGACCCUUUGGCCAGCGAUUGGCAGCUUUCAGGGGUUUAUAAGGAUGGGAUUGAGUAAAACCGAAAUCAAUCUGAGGCGAUUGCUAGCAGCUGCUCCUCAGCAACAACAUCAAGCGAAACUUAUUCAUUAUGUUGGUACUCUCAGAGAGCAGUUGGAGCAACUCGCUGCAGAGCGAACUUCAGAAGGAUUACCAAGAGUUUCAAAAGCUACUUUGAGUGAUUACUCUGAGAAAAUUGAAGCAAUUGCUGCUAACUUGGCUUCCAAUGUGUUGAUUAGUGUAGAAUCUCCAGAGCUGCCCACUGCUGACACUUCUGUUAACCAAACGACUACAAAAACAGAAGAAGGAAGAGGGUUGAGAAGAAGAAUUGUCCCCCCAUCAACUGUUGAAGGCAGAGUCCCAAAAAGCGUUGAUGCAACUGAUUCAACUCCUAUAAAAUUGGAUGCCGCAGCACAGACACAUAUUUCAAAGCACAGGAAGCUCCAAGAAGACUUGACCGAUGAAAUGGUGGGGUUGGCACAACAACUGAAAGAGAGUACUCUCAUGAUGAAUCAAUCUAUUAAAAACACCGAAAAAAUUGUUGAUUCGACAGAGCAAGCGGUGGAGCAGAGCUUAGCAAGCACGGGGCGAGCGAAUACGCAGGCAAUGGCUAUAUAUUCAGAGACAUCCAAGACUUCAUGUUUCACAUGGCUUGUGAUGCUUCUAAUGACAUGUAUCUUCAUUAUGGUGGUUCUUCUUAUCAAAGUCACUUAAAUCUAGACUUCAAAUAUUAAUUAAUAUUUGUUGCCUUAAUUACAGAAGGAACUCGAAUGUUAAUAUUUGUGUGGUUUUCAUGUUAAUACCU
Molecule: messenger RNA, 1190 nt
Organism: Cynara cardunculus var. scolymus (artichoke)
Lineage: Eukaryota; Viridiplantae; Streptophyta; Magnoliopsida; Asterales; Asteraceae
Exons: 9
Coding region: 392-1099 (235 amino acids)
Biological process (GO): retrograde vesicle-mediated transport, Golgi to endoplasmic reticulum
Cellular component (GO): endoplasmic reticulum; SNARE complex
Molecular function (GO): SNAP receptor activity
Source: RefSeq, a predicted model, not a curated record